Messenger RNA from Lagenorhynchus albirostris (white-beaked dolphin), 3125 nucleotides. It is a transcript of the gene SLC39A4, whose product is annotated as solute carrier family 39 member 4. The transcript is spliced from 12 exons. Gene Ontology annotation, cellular component: membrane. Lineage: Eukaryota; Metazoa; Chordata; Mammalia; Artiodactyla; Delphinidae. The record is from RefSeq and is a predicted model, not a curated record. Gene Ontology annotation, biological process: intracellular zinc ion homeostasis; zinc ion import across plasma membrane. Gene Ontology annotation, molecular function: zinc ion transmembrane transporter activity. Bases 868 to 3006 code for a protein of 712 amino acids.
ACCGGGCCUGUAGUGGUGUCUUGGAACCUCUGCGCCAGGCCCCCUUGGCUUGGGGGCAGCUCUCAGAGAGGGCCCCGGGAAGCAACACCCACACUGAAACGGAGUUCCCCUAAAACCGAGUUCCUCUGCCAAGUUCCUCCUCAGCCUCUCUAUGCAAACCUUGUUCCCUGUCUUGUCUGACACCUGUUCCCCUCAAGACUGAGGAGUACCAAAAAAAGGGGGGGGGAUUGAAACUGAGCAGGACCCUGGGGGGCCUCCUGAGUACAAAUCCUUCCCUCGUCCCCCGUUUCUUGUUUGUAGGAAACGGGCUUUAUUCAGCCCCCUAAGACCUUCCCUGAGUUCCAAAGGGCAGGUUCAAACCUUUGCUAAUCAGGGAAGGGAGGGGAUGCAGAAACAAAGGAGGGGCAGUCAAGAAACUACAGCCUUGGGGCAAGGUCCUGGCUCCCCUUGGAGCUCUCCUGCCAGAACUAAGGCCCCCACCCAGGUGGAAGAUGGCGACUACCAGCUGGGACCCCAGAGCACCGCCGAGAAAGUCACAUGCCCUGCUGCCCUCACCCCAAAUUUUGCCUAUUAAAGGCUCCCCAGAAACCAUCGGGGAGUACAGGGUUUUUAAACACGAGCCACCCGUUCUCCUUGCUCGGCCCCCCAGUAAACCCGUCUCUGCUCCAGACUCCGACGUUUCGGUUUGUUUGGCCUCACUGUGUGUCGGGCACACAGACUUGCAUUCGGUAACAAGAUCCUUGCGGGAGCAGAGGGGGUGGCCGGGGGCCACAGCUCAGUGGGCCGCCCAGUCCAGCCCGGGCUCGCCCCCCGGGGGCAGCAGCACCUCGCUCGCUCGCUCGCUCGCUCGCUCGGGGAGGACCUGGAAUGGUUAACCUGCGACACCUCCAGCAGCCAAUCACAGGGCCCCGCAGGAAAUGCCUGGAGAGCCUCGCCGGGGCGGGCGGGUCCCAGCCCAGCCCAGAGUCUGGCACCAGGCAGCCCACCCAGGCGACCAUGGCCUCCCUGGAACUCAGAGCACCCGGGGGCCGCAGCUUGGCUGGCCCGGCCGGGCCCAAGCCAGGGCUGCUGCUGGCCUUGCUGGCUGUGCUGGCGUUGACCGGGACGGCGACCCCACCUGCCCGUCUACUGAUCCUGCUGUCCUCAGGCCGGGGUGUUCUGGAUCGCAAGGCGCUGGGCAGCCUGUUAAAUACACUAGCGGUCCGUGUGCAUUGCGCCGACGGGCCGUGUGGAAAGUGCCUGUCUGUGGAAGACGCCCUGGCCCUGGGCAGGCCUGAGAAGCCAGGGCUCCACUCCGCUCAGGCCCUGGAGCCCAGGCACAUCGCCCGCCUCAGCGCUGCCGCCGCCCUCUACCUCAGCAACCCGGAGGGCACCUGUGCGGAUGUCCGGGCUGGCCGCUGGGCCUCCCGCGCCGACCAGCUCCUGGCCCUGCUCGAGAGCCCUGAGGCCCUGACCCCAGGCUUGACCAGGCUGCUGCAGAAGAUUGAGGCCCAGGCCGCUGGCCGGCCCACUUCUGCGGAGGCCUGUGUAGACCUGCCUCAGCUGUUGGAGGAAGCAGCGGGGGUGGGGUCUCCCGGCAGCCCCGGCCCAGUCCUGGCUGCCCUGCUGGACCACGUCAGGAGCGGGUCCUGCUUCCGAGCCCUGCCGACCCCUCAGUACUUCGUGGAUUUCGUGUUCCGGCAGCACAGCAGCGAGAACCCCAACAUCACACUGGCUGAGCUGGAGGCCUUGAUGCAGCGCCUGGGGGUGGGCGGAGAGACCGAGACCCAUGGUGACCACAGUGACCACGGUCAUCGGGGAGAGGGGGCCAACCGCCAGGGCCCUGUGCCCCCUGCCACCCCCAACAGCAGCUCCAGCAUGUGGGACACAGUAUGCCUGAGUGCUGGAGAUGUGAUGGCUGUGUAUGGGCUGUCUGAGCAGGCUGGGGUGACACCGGAGGCCUGGGCCCAGCUGAGCCCUGCCCUGCUCCAGCAGCAACUGAGUGGGGCCUGCAGCCCCCAGCCUGAGCAGCCCACCCAGGACCAGCUCAGUCAGGUGCAGAGGUACCUAUACGGCUCGCUGGCUACACUGCUCAUCUGCCUCAGCUCCGUCUUCGGGCUCUUGCUGCUCACCUGCACCAAAUGCAGCACUGCUACCCACUACAUCAUCCAGACCUUCCUGAGCAUGGCUGUGGGCGCGCUCACAGGCGACGCCCUUCUGCACUUGAUGCCUCAGGUGCUGGGGCUGCACUCGCAUGAUGGCGAAGGCCUUGGCUCGCAGCCCACCUGGCGCCUCCUAGCUGCGCUGGGUGGUCUCUAUGCCUUCUUCCUGUUCGAGAGCCUCUUCAACCUCUUGCUGCCCCUGGACCCGGAGGACCGAAAGGACGGGCCCUGCAGCCACGGCCACAGUCACGGCGGCCACAGCCAUGGCGUGUCCCUGCAGCUAGCGCCGAGCGAUCUCCGGCCUCCCAAGCAGCCCCACGAGGGCUCGCGCGCAGACCUGGUGGCGGAGGAGAGCCCCGAACUGCUGAGCCCGGAGCCCCGGAGACUGAGCCCAGAGCUGAGACUGCUGCCCUACAUGAUCACGCUGGGAGACGCCGUGCACAACUUCGCCGACGGUCUGGCCGUGGGCGCCGCCUUCUCCUCCUCCUGGAAGACGGGGCUGUCCACCUCGCUGGCCGUGUUCUGCCACGAGGUGCCGCACGAGCUGGGGGACUUCGCGGCCCUGCUGCACGCGGGGCUGUCGGUGCGCCUGGCGCUGCUGCUGAACUUGGCCUCGGGGCUCACGGCCUUCAUCGGCCUCUACGUGGCGCUCGCGGUAGGCGUCGGCGAAGACGGCGAGACCUGGAUCCUGGCGGUAGCCACUGGUCUCUUCCUCUACGUGGCGCUCUGCGACAUGCUCCCGGCCAUGCUGAACGUGCGGGACCGGCGGCCCUGGCUCCUCUUCCUGCUGCACAACGUGGGCCUGCUGGGCGGCUGGACCGUCCUGCUGCUGUUGUCGCUGUAUGAGGAUAAUAUCACACUCUGAUAGCCUCUGCCCCAGUCUCAGCCCUUGACUCUGGCUCCUGGCCCUGCACUAUCUCAGCCCCUUAGAAACCGCAGCCACCCGGAGAGCCCCAGUGCCCACCUUCAAUAAAGAUACUUGUG